This is a messenger RNA of Centruroides sculpturatus (bark scorpion), 787 nucleotides long. RefSeq lists its product as uncharacterized. The record is from RefSeq and is a predicted model, not a curated record. The annotation marks the transcript as partial. Gene Ontology annotation, molecular function: DNA polymerase processivity factor activity. The transcript has 4 exons. Gene Ontology annotation, cellular component: mitochondrial nucleoid. Lineage: Eukaryota; Metazoa; Arthropoda; Arachnida; Scorpiones; Buthidae. Gene Ontology annotation, biological process: mitochondrial transcription; transcription elongation by mitochondrial RNA polymerase.
AUUUUAAUCCUAUAUUAUGAGAACAAUAAAAUUUUUAACUCCGUUUAUCAUAUAUCCUUAGUGAACGAACCAGGUUAUUUUAAAAAUGGAAUUUGUCGUCAUAAAAGUUUAUAUGCAAUUGACUUAGUAUCGAGAAUACCUGAAGCUGACAUAUACUUAAUGGAGCAGAAAAGGCUUCGUGCUAAGCAUUUAACUCACGUGCCGUACAUGAUAAGGCAGACUGCACUAGAAUCGUUUAUCUUAAGUCAAUUCAAACAUUCUGAAGAUAUUUUGCCAACUCAUCUUAAGGUGGUGACCAUAAAAAGCUCCUCAUUAUCCAGUGUCUUUCAAAUACAAGUUGGAAAUGAAAGGGUAACUAGCCAGGACAUCAUUCAUAAACUAUUAAACAAGGAGACCGUUCCUUUUUUGCCAUCACUUCCAAAAAUGUCCUUCGGUCCGGCGCUCCGAGAGUUGUACUUUCGUAGUAAUUUAACCGACAGAGAAUUCAUGUGCAAUAGUCUUUUAUUAUGUUUGGCAUUUUACGAACAUAUUGUUUUUAAAGCAGAAAAUAAUAUAUUAUAAUGUAUAUUUAUGCCAAAUGUAAAUACUGUAUAAAUAGUUGUUAUAAAAUUAUUUAUGUACAUAUGGUUUGAAAUUGUAAAAAUUUAAUUCUUUACUACCAAAAGAGAUCUUUACAGUUUCAAACAUUACCUGUUAACUUAGAAUGUUUGAUGGUUUCACAAAAAUUUAAUGUAAGAUGCAGAUGCUGAAAAAGUAGUUCUCAAGAUUGAAUAUCUAGGAAUAAAGA